AUGGCGACCAGGGGACAAAGAGGGACUUUUUGGCAGCGGGAGGAGGUUUUGGCGAUGCUGGACAUUGCUGAGAGGAGCGGCCAUGCGGAGCAGCUAAUGUCAAGCACGCACCUCAACACCCGCCAGACCUACGAGGCGAUAGCCAGGAGGUUGCAGCGGAGGGGGUUUGACCGGACUGCAGCCCAGUGCCGGUCAAAAUUUAAACGCCUCCGCUGCAACUUCAUGGCCAGCCUGCAGGCGUGGGGCGGUAUCCCCAGGGCGUCAGGAAGGACACUCUACCACGACGCCAUGCUGCGUCUGUGGGAGUUGGCGGGGAGACCCCGUUGGGAGGACCGCCACCAUGAUUUUGACACCCGUCCACAAGGUGCAGGGGAGCAGCCAGGCCCACCCAUUGAGGAAGAGGAGCAGGAGGAUGAUCCCGAGAGGAAGGGUCCUCAACUGGAUGUGGAGGAGCAAGAAGGUGGCGGGAGCCCAAAAGUGGCACAGGCUGAGGAAGCUGAGCCUGCAGGAGCAGCAGAGGCCGCAGAGGAAGCAGCCGCAAAUGCCAGCCACGCGGCCGCAGCCUCGCUUUAUAAAGACUCCCUUCAAGCUCCGCCCACGACGCUUGUCACGCGCUCCUCUCUCGCGUGCGCCGAGCUCCGCUCUAUAGAGAUAGGCAAAGGCUCUUUUCAGAGUCGCCACUUCCGGAGUCCAUUUGACGCUAGGGACCUGCAGGUGAAGCGCAGAAGGCAAGAGAGGGAGGGAAGAGGGAUCUCCAGCGUCGAUUUGGAUGUCUUUGGGGCACAAAUGCAGACGGAGGAGCCCGGGGACAUAGAAAGAAGCCCGCAAUGA
This is a messenger RNA of Heteronotia binoei (common prickly gecko), 831 nucleotides long. RefSeq lists its product as uncharacterized. The transcript has 4 exons. The record is from RefSeq and is a predicted model, not a curated record. The coding region runs from base 1 to 831 and encodes 276 amino acids. Lineage: Eukaryota; Metazoa; Chordata; Lepidosauria; Squamata; Gekkonidae.